Erigeron canadensis is the source of this 1173-nucleotide messenger RNA. Its product is annotated as zinc finger protein ZAT5-like. The record is from RefSeq and is a predicted model, not a curated record. Bases 55 to 1047 code for a protein of 330 amino acids. The transcript has a single exon. Lineage: Eukaryota; Viridiplantae; Streptophyta; Magnoliopsida; Asterales; Asteraceae.
CUCUCUCUCUUUCUUUCUUUCUCUCUCACUCCAAACCAAUUUCACACUUUAGCCAUGGAAAUGGAGUUCAUGCCAGAAUUCACUGAUCGUGAUCGUCGACUGCAAAUCGUUAGAGGGAAACGUACUAAACGGCCUAGGCCUUGUUCGCCGGUUGUGAGUGAGUGUGUGUCAUCAUCUGAGAUAUCAACCGAAGAAGAUGAAGACAUGGCCAAUUGUUUGAUCAUGUUAGCUCAAAGUGUUUGUAGUUUUGUGAAAGAUGAUCAAGUGGAAACCCCAAAUAAUAAAUUAGCCGACCAAAUUAUUCGUCAGAAAACCGACAAGUUGAGUAGUAAGAGUAAAUCAGAAAUGACAACCAAAAUUGCUACUACUAGUUCAUCAUCAAGUGGUGGAAUAAUUACAAAAGCAGCCGGUUUGUAUGUUUACGAAUGUAAAACAUGUAACCGAACUUUUCCUUCAUUCCAAGCUUUGGGUGGUCAUAGAGCAAGCCAUAAGAAGCCGAAACUUAACGUGGAAGAGAAGAAAUCUAUUUCCGUUAAUAAAGUUGUUACCGAAGAUGAAGACGAAGAAAUUAGCAAAGCGAGUUUGAUCAUCAACAAUAAUAACAACGUAGAGAAAGAGAAAUCUCUUUCACCACCUCCAGAUUUCAUCCGGGCAGGUGGAAGCGUUAUUGUUAAUAAUAAUAUUAACAAUAAAGCAAAAGUUCAUGAAUGUUCAAUUUGCGGAUCAGAAUUCUCAUCGGGCCAAGCUCUAGGCGGGCACAUGAGAAAACAUCGCCCAAUUCUACCUUCAAUAAACCGAACUAUGAUUAAUGAAGAAAUGAUUAUCAGUGCUGAUGAAGAUCAUGAUCAUGUUACCGAAAAGUCUUCUUCUGGAGGUGGUAGUGGAAAUAAUAUGUUAUCUUUGGAUCUUAAUUUUCCUCCGCCCGAAUUGGUUGACGAUCAUGUAAUCCAAUCAAAGUCGUUUCAAUUUACGCCGAAUUCUUCAUCUACUUCACAACAACAACGAUUGAUCUUCUCUUCUCCGGCUUUAGUGGAUUGCCAUUACUGAAAGCCAAAGAAAAAAAAAAAAAGUCUAAUGCUAAUUACAUGGAGAGAAUUAAUGUGAAAUAUUACAUUUUUAAUUGUUUUUUAUUAUUUCUCAUUGACUAUUAAUUAAUCAAUACUGAUUCUUCUA